UUCACUGAGAAUUGCUACCUUCGACGGGUGCCUUGUUACUGUGAGUCGUUCGGUUGAGAACGGAGCAUAUAAGGAUGUUUGCACAACGCACAACUAAUACUCCUCUGAUGAUUGCAAGCUACAAGGGCCACCUAGAUGUUGUUUCCUAUCUUGUCGAACGUGGCGCAAAUACAGAGCUGCAGGACAACAAUGGAGACACAUGUCUUCACUUUGCCGCGAGGUGGGGAAAUGUCGAGGUAGUUGGCAAGCUGCUCGCCUUAGGAGCGAAACAGAAGAGGAAUCUUAAAGGUCUAACGCCACUUCUCGAAACCAGUACCGAUUGUAAAGUUGAAAUGGUGGAGCAUUUCAUCAUCCAACCAGAAUGUACGAAGGAACAGAGGAUCGAUGCUCUUGAACUUCUGGGUGCCACCAUUGCUAAUGAUCGUGCUACUCAAAACAUUGAAAAAGCAUUUGGUUACAUGGAGCGUGGAAUGAAAAUGAGGUACGAAGACCACGCUCAUCCAUUGCUUAAAAUGGAAACGAAACCAGUGAAGGCUUAUCAAAAUAGAAGAGAAAGUCAAACUCUUGAGGAACUUGACCUGUUAAAAGGUGAUGAUCAUGCCGUCCGAAUGGAGGGACUUUUAAUCCGAGAGAGAAUCCUUGGGACUGAAAAUACAAUGCUGCUAGAUAACAUCAGAUACAGUGGAUCCGUGUUUGCAGAGUCUCAGCAGUUUGAGGUUUGUAUUGGUUUAUGGAUACGAGGAAUGGAGUUAGCCAUUAACGGAGAUAUUCCAGUGGCAGAAGAUGUCGGUAAAUGUACAAAUUUGUUUGUAGAAAUGGUACAAGGAGGUCACCCACUAGGAUCCAAAAUCAUAGAAGAGGUCAUUGAAAAACUAGUCGAUGCAAAUGAAAAACUAUUUGAUGCAAAUGAAAAACUGUCAGGGAAGUUACGAUCUGGAAAAUCGCAAAAGAGCCAUGAAAAAGAGGAACAAGAAACAUUGCUUUUUUAUGCUCUCGAUCUGUUGAUGAUAUACAUCAAAGUUAAAGAUCCCCUGGAAAUGAAAAAUUCCGCCAUAACCAUCUGUCUCCAGAGAUUUCUACGUUUAAACCCACGCACCCGUGAUGGGAAUACACUUCUGCACUUGGCUGUGCGGCAAGCAACUCCCUCUGUUGCGCUCAUCAAAGUAAUUUUACUUGGGGGUUCUGAUGUGAAUGUCGUGAACGAAGAGGGAAAUACACCUCUUCAUUUUGCUGUGACUCUCAAACCGGAACCUGAAGAAAUGGAGACGUUAAAGGAGAUUUUGGAAUUGUUUUUAGUUAAUGGCGCAUUCACAAAGCUUGUAAACACCAAUUAUCUCUCAGCUAUGGACUGCUGUGAGACUAUGGACGCCCGCAUGAUUCUGCUCGGGAAAAGUAGACAGAAUGCCAUGGAAGUCAAUGCCAAUGAUGAAGUAACUGGAAGUGAUGUUACUAAAGAAAGAGGAGGAAAAUCUGUUUUUGUUACAGAGAGAACCCUGCGUGAGAACUCUGAAAUAGAAUCUUCAGCAAAGGAAAUAUCAGGAAAAUUGAGGGAGGUGACACAGGAACUGGAAAACGUUCAACACCAACUAAGAAAAAAGGAGAGACAACUAAGAAAGAGAGGUGGAGAACUUAUGGAGAAGAUGCAGCUGCUGACACUUCUCCAAGAGGGGCUUAAAGAAAGAGAUGGGCAACUAACAGAAAGUCAUGGACGACUGAGGAAGAUGGGAAAGGACUUGACAUAUGUCCGGAGGAAGCUACAAGAAAAAAAUGAAGAAGUUAGUCAUUUAGGAGGACGGCUGACGGCGAAACAGCACGAAAUAGACCAAUUGGAGGCGUCUUGUUCAGAAUUUCAGAGGGCAUUACAUUUGGAACGUUCACGCCAUCAGAACCCUGAUUGGGUCAUUUCACGCGAUCAGAUUCAGCUGACCGACAAAUGCCUUGGUAAGGGUGGCUGGGGAACAGUUGUCGAAGGCAAGUACUGCGGCUGUGCUGUAGCCGUCAAACAGAUGCACGACGCGAUCCUUUCUGACUAUAACCGCGGAUUGUUUAAGCGAGAGAUGAACAUUGCCGCCAGAUGUCGCCAUCCUUGUUUGUUACAGUUCAUUGGAGCAACAAACGAUGAAGGAAAUCCUUUGUUCGUAACAGAGCUCAUGAAAUCAAGUUUGCGAGCAUUGUUAAAGCAGCGAUCUCUCCAGUCAGCUGAAGUGUUUGUUAUUUCUCUGGAUGUGGCUCGAGCAUUAAACUACCUUCAUGAAAAGAGACCAUCCCCCAUCAUUCACCGUGAUAUUAGCAGUGCCAAUGUGUUGCUGUGGCGAGAAGAUCACCAAUGGCGAGGCAAAGUGUCAGAUUAUGGCACGGCUAAUUUCAAGGAAGACAGCAUGACGGCUUGUCCUGGUUCUAGGAUAUACAGUGCUCCCGAAGCACUUACUGAGACUCAAACUGUGAAACUUGAUGUGUACAGUUUUGGGGUUCUUCUCUGUGAGAUUUGUAUCCGGGAACAACCAGAACCUGAAAGGCGUAGCGAGCAAGUUGCCAUGGUGAAUAACAGAGAACUCCAAGCUCUGAUCCGGAGAUGCCUGAGUCGAACUCCUGAAAAGAGACCAAGUAUGGAAGACAUCAUUGGAUACCUGGAGCAACGAAUGCUCAAUUGGUUUUGACAAGUUCUGCUCUUAUAUACACGCUUGCAGUCGAAAAGAAAAGCAACACGUACACCUUGGCCUCUUUAAAAGGGCUUUUUUAUGGCACAAAUGCUAAAGUGAUACCUAAUCUCAUUUUUCAGUAAUUGCAGAUUUUAGUUGGACAGAAGUGUUCGCGCCUUUAAGUAUGUGUAUCUGAUCGCCGCAACCAUCUCCCAAUAGCUUUUUUAGGUUGGGUCGCCGUCAGUCCGUUGCAGAAGUUGUUUCAGGUAUAGAUAGGGAAGAGGUAUUAAGACUAGUAGCAUUUUUUGCGACUACUCAGCGGCUCUUAGUGGUAGAAUUGACGCACAGUCUUCAUGCAGUUUUCAUAUCUUUUGGAAAUGUCAAAUGCAAGUAUAAUUUGGCAUGUAGAAGACUUUAAAAAAGCAUCUGAAGUGCCAGUAAAAAGUGAAAUUCCUUCUGAAAUAGCGGACAGGAAACUUGUUUUUCUACAUAAUCUGGAUAUAUCAACAAAGUUGAAGUGGUAAAUUGGCCACCGUAACGAUCAAAAAAGCUGACGUUUCGAGCUUUAGCCCUUCGUCGGAGCGAAUAGAGGAAUUGUGGGUUGUGUGUGCUUUUAAAAGCACGAAAGAUUUUUCUACACCUUGAGCCUAGACGGCAAAUCGUGACUGAAUACGAACGACUUCGGAUUUUGUAAUGCAGGUCUGUAACAAAGCACCUUAGCAACGAUAAUUUGAUAUGAUCGAUUAGCAAUUUUUUUCUGAAUUGCAUUCCACAUGUAAAGUGUAAACUAAGUAUAAUAUGCAGUUGGUAGACCCACACUGGGUAUGAAUUCUAGCGUGAUGAUCACGGUAUAUAAUAUGAUAUGCGGGUGUGAGAAAAUAAUAAUCAAUAUCCUAUUGAUUAACCAUAAGAGUGAAUGAUGUAGCUAAUGUUUCUUUUUUUUACUGGGAUUGAUUCUGGCCUUUCGAUCGUUGUUAGAGGUUAUGAAAAGACCUGAGACUACUGUUUGAUUAACAUGUAAUGUCAGUAUUAGGAUCAUAUGUUAUACUAUUGUGUGCAUUCAAAUUAGAUAAAUCGUCUAUAAGUAGCAAAUACAUUGUUGGCUUAAUAAUGCACAGCAGUAAUAUUCCACGAUGGAAAUUAUUAA
Messenger RNA from Stylophora pistillata, 3786 nucleotides. RefSeq names its product protein fem-1 homolog A-like. Lineage: Eukaryota; Metazoa; Cnidaria; Anthozoa; Scleractinia; Pocilloporidae. Gene Ontology annotation, molecular function: protein binding; ATP binding; protein kinase activity. Gene Ontology annotation, biological process: protein phosphorylation; necroptotic signaling pathway. The record is from RefSeq and is a predicted model, not a curated record.